UGAAGCAAAAGCAUUUGAAUGGUACACGAAAUCAGCAAAUGCAGGGUGUGCUUUAGGCCAAUGUAAUUUAGGAUUUUGCCAUGAAAAUGGUAUAGGAACAUAUAAUGACAAGACAAUAGCAUUUGAAUGGUAUUUAAAGUCAGCUGAAAAUGGAAAUAUAGUUGCACAGUAUAAAUUGGGAUGUUGUUAUUCAAAUGGUGCAGGGACAAACAUAAAUAAUGUGAAGGCAUUUGAAUGGUACUUGAAAUCAGCUGAAGGUGGAAUUGCAAAAGCACAGUAUUAUGUAGGGAAAUGCUAUUAUGAUGGUAUAGGUAUUGUUAAUAAUGUUGACAAAGCAAUUUAUUGGUAUAGAAAGGCUUCAAAAAAUGGAAUUAGAGAGGCAAAAGAUAAAUUAUCUAGUAUUUUACCAUACUAUUAAAGGACUAUAUAAUAAUUUUAUUGCUAUAGAAAAGCUUCAGCAGAAAGUGGAAUUAAGAGAUAAAUUAUAAUUUAGUUAGUAUUUUACCAUCUAUUUAUCUGUUAUAUAGGACUAUAAUUUCUGCAAUCAUGUAAAGUAAAUCAUAUCUGGUCAAUUAUUAUAUGUAUGAUAAUUAUUUGAUUUUUUUUUUAUCAUCAUUACAAUUGCAUUUUUAAUUA
Rhizophagus irregularis DAOM 181602=DAOM 197198 is the source of this 636-nucleotide messenger RNA. The record is from RefSeq and is a predicted model, not a curated record. NCBI's taxonomy places the organism in Eukaryota, Fungi, Glomeromycota, Glomeromycetes, Glomerales, Glomeraceae.